This is a messenger RNA of Eimeria acervulina, 3132 nucleotides long. RefSeq lists its product as hypothetical. The record is from RefSeq and is a predicted model, not a curated record. The transcript has 2 exons. The coding region runs from base 1 to 3132 and encodes 1043 amino acids. NCBI's taxonomy places the organism in Eukaryota, Apicomplexa, Conoidasida, Eucoccidiorida, Eimeriidae.
AUGACUUCCUCUUUGAACUGUGGAGCGGGGCAUCCGCAGCCACCGAACAGCAGCAAGGACCGCAGCAGCAGCAGCAGCAGCAGCAGCAGUGCGUUUCAGGAACCCUCAAUAUGCGUUGAAGCGCCGCCUCUGCUCCGCCAGAUUAUCCAACGCCAAGAGCAACAGCAGCAGCAGCAGCAGCAGCAGCAGCAGCAAGAGGAGCCGCUGCUGCUGCAGCUGCCUGGCUCCUGGGCUUCCGGUGUCUCCUUUGGUGUUGAAGUCCUACACUGGCUGAGCUUGCCGCAGCAGCUGCAGCAGCUUCAGCAGCGCGCAGCAGCAGCAGCAGCAGCAGCGCCUGGAGCAGCAGCAGCAGCAGACGCAGCAGCAGACAAGGGUGAAGCAGCUGCUGCAGCAGCAGAUGCAGCAGCAGCAGAAAUCGCCGAUGUAUAUACCGUAAGAGGAGAGGCAGCCGCUUGCCUCCAGCGCAGCAGCAGCAGCAGCAGCAGCAGCAGCAGCGGCAAGGACAGCGCAACUGUUUAUAAGUGUUGCUGCUGCUGCCGCUGUCACUCAACCGGCAAAAAGAAAUCUCGCAGCAGCUGCGGCUGCUGGGCUGUGCAGCAGCAGCAGCAGCAGCAGCAGCAGACGAAGCAUGGCGCGUUAGCAACAGCUAGCUGGUCGCCAGUUGCUGCAGCAGCAGCAGAAGCCGCCGCAGCAGCAGAAGCAGCAGCAGCAGCAGGAAGAGGGCGAUUCAAGGACGCCCGGCAGCAGCAUGAGGAGCAGCUGCAGGAGCUGCUGCUGCAGCAGCAGCAAGACAGAAACCUAUGGGCUCCUCCUGUUGCUGCUUUUGGCGACCGCUGGGAGUUUACAGCAAAUCCGCAGGCUGUACAGACAGCUUGCUGCUGCGCUGCUGCUGCUGCUGCUGCUGAUGCUGCAGCAGGCCCGGAAAACAGUAGCAGCAGCAGCAGCAGAAGCAGCAGCAAGUGCGAGCUGCACUGCGUGCGUCAGGUGAAUAUGCUGUGUGCGUCGCUGCCGGAAUCUGCAGCAGAGGGGGGGCGAGGUGCUGCUGCUGCUGCUGCUCCUGCUGCCGCUGCUGCUGCUUCAAGCUUCUGCCUGCCAGCAGCAGCAGCAGAAGCAGAAGCAGCAGCAGCACCAACAGCAGGCUGCGCCUCCCCCUUAUCCCCCGACCCUGAAGCAGCAGAAAGUAUGCUUAGAAACUGGGAGCAGCGGUACUUCCGCAGACAAGAAGCAAACCUCAAACAGCAGCAGCAGCAGCAGCAGCAGCAGCAGCAGCAGCAGCAGAAGCGCCCACUGCCGCCGCUGCCUUUGUCUCAUGCUGGCAUUUUGAGUUUUCUUCCGCCGCUCUGCAACUGCGGCAAUAAAAAUAUAUACCAGCUGUGGCUGCAGCAGCAGCAGCAGCAGCAGCAGCAGCAGCAGGAGAAGCAGCAGCAGCAACAGGAGAAGCAGCAGCAGCAGCAGGAGAAGCAGCAGCAGCAACAGGAGAAGCAGCAGCAGCAGCAGACGGUCGGGGGCUCGGAGGCUGGCGCUGGUGUUGCUUCUCUUGCUGCAGCACCAAAAGCUGCAGCAGCAGCAGCAGCAACAGCAGCUGCUGCUGAUGGUGCUGAAAGCAGCAGCAGCAGCAGCAGCAGCAGCAGCAGCUCUUGCGACGCGGAGAUCGCACAAAGCGGCAUCAACAGCAGCAGCACCACCACCAGCACCAGCAACAGCAGCAGCAGCAGCAGCAGCAGCAGCAGCAGGUUGCUGCCCCGAGUGUGUCCUCAGCGUGGGUGUGAGGGUUUAUUAUAUAUUCCUUCUUCUUUAAUUGAGGUGCCUCUAGUUAGAGGCAGAGAGACGCUGCAGUGUUUAGCAGCAGAAAUGGCUAGCAGCAGCAGCAGCAGCAGCAGCAGCUGCAGCACCAUGGAUAUCUAUUUAGGAGCGCUGCGCAGCACUGCUGUUAUUGUCUGCUGCAGCAAGCAGCAAGAGGCUUGCUGCUGGGAGAUAUUAGGAAGUCUAGGCCUUAGAGCAGCAGCAGCUGUCUUUGAUGUUGUAUGCGAGCCCUUUAAUCCAUUUAGUUCUGCUGCUGCUGCUGCUGCUGCUGCUGGGGCGACGGCGGCUGCGGAAGGGGAGGGGGAGGCUGGUGGAGAAGCUGCAGCAGCAAGUGCUGCUGCUGCUAAUGCUGCUGCUGCUGCUGCAGCAGGAAAGGAAGACGCCAUGCUGCAGGAACUGCUGCAGAAGCUGCAGCAGCAGGAGGAUCAGCAGCAGCAGCAACAGCAGCAGCAGCAGCAGCAGCGCAGCGGCAGCAGCAGCAGCACGUGCAGCAACAGCGGGACCAACAGCAGCAACAGCAGCCUCGUCAGCGGCACCAGCAGCAAAGGCAGCAGCAAGAGCAGCAGCAGCAGCAGCAACAACAACAACAACAAAGGCAUCCCUUUCUCUAAUAAGAGGCGUCCAUACACCGUAAAGCUGCGCGGCGUAGGAACCAUCAAGCGGCAACGGCGCAGCAGCCAGCAGCAGCAGCAGCAGCAGCAGCAGCAGCAGCAAGAUGAGGCUAGCUGCUGCAGCAGCGGUUACUCUACCAGCUCCGACUCAGAGGAGGAAACAAACCCCGGGCUGGCGCUGCUGGAAGCUGCUGCUGCUGCUUUAGGCCUUCUAGACAACAACCAGCAGCAGCAGCAGCAGGUGCAGCAGCAGCAGCAGCAGGUGCAGCAGCAGCAGCAGCAGAACCGCGUGAAGCGAGCGCUGCAGCAGCCACUUACGGAAGAGAUGGUGCUGCAAUUGGCGCAGGAUCUAUUUGAAUCCAGCAGCAGCAGCAGCAGCACGAGCAGCAGCAGCAGCAGCAGCAGUGGCAGCAGCAGCACGAGCGCCAUCAGCAGCAGCAGCAGCAGCAGCAGCAGCAGCAGCAAGGAGUCCUUGGUGCCUGCAAGCAGCAGCGAGACCCCCAGCAGCAGUUUGUCGCUGCUAACAGACGACCCGUUGAUAGAAAAAUAUAAACAGACGUUAGGAAUUGUUUGGGGUGCAGCAGAAGAAGAAGAGCUGCAGCGCUUGCUGCACCUCCAGCAGCAGCAGCAGCAGCAGCAGCAGCAGCAGCAGAAGCAGCAGCAGCAGCAGCUGAUGCAAAGGGAGGGACAGCAGCAGAGAGUAAAACAGCCAGGAUAG